AUGACGGGAAUUUGGAGAACCAAUUUGCGCCAUGUCAAUACUAUUUCGAGACAAUUCAGCACCAGUGGCACUGGCAUGAAGGAAAGCAUGACUCACUUUGGGUUCAAGACCGUUCCACAAGAGCAAAAGGAGCAGCUUGUCAGAGGAGUGUUUUCUUCUGUUGCGUCGAACUACGACAUCAUGAAUGACGUGAUGUCCAUGGGAAUACACAGGCUAUGGAAAAAGCAUUUCAUUGAAAAAUUAGACUGUGGAAUGAGGCCAAACUCGUCAGAACCGCUACAUUUCUUAGAUGUUGCCGGAGGCACAGGAGACAUUGCUUUUGGAUUGCUUGACCACGCAAGACUCAAGUACGGCGACAAUAAGUCCACUAUGGUGGUUGCUGACAUCAACCCUGACAUGCUCAAGGAAGGUGCCAAAAGAUGCCUCUCCACGCCAUACGCAAACUCCCCUAGAAUUCAAUUUUUAGAACAGAAUGGUGAAAAAAUGGACGCUAUAGAGGACAAUUCCAAAGAUGUGUACACCAUUGCAUUUGGAAUCCGGAAUUUCACAGAUAUCCAGGCGGGCUUGAAUACAGCAUACAGAGUGUUGAAGCCAGGCGGAAUUUUCGCAUGUCUGGAAUUUUCGCAAGUGGAUAACCAAAUGCUCGAUUACAUCUACCAGGCAUACUCGUUUUCCCUGCUACCACUGAUGGGCCAAUUGAUUGCCAAUGAUAGAGAUUCGUACCAGUACCUGGUCGAAAGUAUUCGCAAAUUCCCUAACCAGGAAACUUUCGCUAGUAUGAUCAGAGAGGCCGGCUUCUAUGUCCCAGGAAAGGGCUAUGAAAACCUCACCUUUGGCGUGGCUGCUAUCCACAUCGGGGUCAAGUUGUAA
Molecule: messenger RNA, 870 nt
Organism: Ogataea angusta
Lineage: Eukaryota; Fungi; Ascomycota; Pichiomycetes; Pichiales; Pichiaceae
Exons: 1
Coding region: 1-870 (289 amino acids)
Biological process (GO): ubiquinone biosynthetic process
Molecular function (GO): methyltransferase activity
Source: RefSeq, a predicted model, not a curated record